This is a messenger RNA of Linum tenue, 1386 nucleotides long. NCBI's taxonomy places the organism in Eukaryota, Viridiplantae, Streptophyta, Magnoliopsida, Malpighiales, Linaceae. The record is from the annotation of a GenBank genome assembly.
GGUGGGUCAUUUUCUCACUACAUUCGAGUCAUCGUCUGCGCCAAUAUAAAUGUCGACCGUCGCUUCGUCCAUUCUCUCUCCUCCAUUCGCCUCUCUCUCUAUCUCCCUCCACCCAUCGCCCGAAAUUUCUCUCUGGGGAGAGAGGAAGUGAAAGGGAGCGCCCUAGAAAAGGCAGCUCGGCCCGGCGGCUCUCUGCUCACUUUCGCCCCCGACGACUUCGAUCGGGUUUCUAGGGUUCUUCACCGAUCUUCACUUCUAUUGGCGGUGUUACGUAUAGAAUCAUCAGAAGUUUCAAAGAUGGCAAAAGAUAGAAGAGAUCGUUCUAGGUCAUUUGAUAGGUACAGAACUUCCCCAUACUCGAGCAGUUCCAAACGUCCCAAGCUCUCUUCACCCAAAGUGUCAUCAUCAAAGCCAGAUGAAAACAUAAAAGAAUUUGAAGAUGCACGGUGCCCCGUCUGUAUGGAGCAUCCCCACAACGCCAUCCUCCUGAUUUGCUCAUCACACGACAAAGGUUGUCGACCGUACAUGUGUGACACCAGUUAUCGCCACUCGAACUGCUUUGAUCAGUUCCGUAAAUCGUUUGAGCAGCAGCCUUCAGCAUCACCACCUGAGGAGACUAGUAUUAGGGGUUCAACCGAGGUAGUAGUCAAUUCCGAGUCAGCAACUGUGUCAAGCUCUGCUGGAACUGGUAGUAUUAGUUGCGACAACAAGGUACCACCUGAGCUGAUGUGCCCGCUAUGCCGAGGCCACAUCAAGACAUGGAUGGUACUGGAACCCGCUCGGAGCUUCAUGAACUCCAAAUCAAGAAGCUGUGCCAGUGAGGCGUGUGAAUUCAGCGGCACGUAUUCCGAUCUGAGGAAGCACGCGAGGCACGAGCACCCUCUCGUUCGCCCGUCAGAGGCCGACCCCGAGAGGCAGCGGAACUGGAGGCGGCUGGAACGCCAGAGGGACAUGGGAGACCUGCUGAGCACGCUGCAGUCCUCGUUUGGGGAAGAGAGGGUGGUACAUGACGAUGACAGCAGCGACAUAAUGAUGCCGCCCAUUGACGAUGGCAGUUUCCUUACCGUGUUCUUUCUCAUUAGGGUGUUUAGGCCGGGAGUCAUGGGCAGUGGCUCGAGAAGUAGAGCGUCAUCACGUGCUCGAAGGCGGUCGACUGCUGCCAGGGAAGCUCUUUUUGGGGAGCCUCGCAAUGAUGAAGAGACGGUAUCUUCUUCCAGAGAUGCUGAGAACAACAAUGAUGAUGACUCGGAUGGAGGAUCCGUGCAUUUGAGGCAAAGCGAGCGGAUCCAGAGGCAGCAGAGAACACCAGACUCGGAUGGGGGCUCUGUGCCUUCGAGGCAAAGCGAGAGGAUUAGGAGGCAGCGAAGGACGCCAGACUCGUCCUGA